AUGGCCGACAAUAACAUCAAUCCGUCAAGAUGGUUUCCUACACUUACAUCCUCACUCUUCUUGCUGCCACCGCCAGCAUCGCCAGCCCGACCCCCCUCUUGGGCGAAGACGGCACCAUCGAGACUCUCCUACACCUGCAAGGCAGGAGCCAAGAACGACGGCGCCCUGUACGGAACAGUCAAAUACGACACAUCCAUCGGAUACCUCCGCGAAGCCAAGACCACCGCAGGCUCCAGCGGAUACCCCAAGCCGUUUGACAACAGGGGCAAUGUGAUGACAUUUGCCUCGGGAUGCUCCGGCACCGUCUACGAGCUCCCUGUCCUGGCAGACGGCAAGCGCUACGACUUCAACGCCAAGAAGGGGACUACCAACCGCCCUGGUCCCAUGCGUGUGUACUACACCAAGGAUCUCAAGUUCUGCGGUAUUGGAGCCAAGGAGAAGGCUGACGGUACUGGCAACCCUCACAACUGCGCCGCCAACUAA
Molecule: messenger RNA, 483 nt
Organism: Colletotrichum lupini
Lineage: Eukaryota; Fungi; Ascomycota; Sordariomycetes; Glomerellales; Glomerellaceae
Exons: 3
Coding region: 1-483 (160 amino acids)
Molecular function (GO): RNA binding; RNA nuclease activity
Source: RefSeq, a predicted model, not a curated record